This is a messenger RNA of Pocillopora damicornis (cauliflower coral), 3472 nucleotides long. RefSeq names its product polycomb group RING finger protein 3. NCBI's taxonomy places the organism in Eukaryota, Metazoa, Cnidaria, Anthozoa, Scleractinia, Pocilloporidae. The record is from RefSeq and is a predicted model, not a curated record.
AUUUAAAGACCAUAUUUUAUAAAAUACCCUCUUUCAAUUGAAAAAUCGCUAACGAUUAGGUCAACAUGCAUCCUAGUAAACAGCUACAAGUCUCUGAUUAUACCGUUAGCUUUUUGAUUGAACAGGAAUUAACAUCAUAAACCUGCAUAUUGUUAUAUCUACAGAAGUUCUUUUUUUAAGAUUAAUUUAUCAUCGUGAUAUUGUUACGUCUACCAAUAAUUUACGACUCUUUUUAUUGCUCGUUUUGAGAUCAUCAACCGAUAACCCGAAAACAUACACAGUAUAUAUCUUGUUAGUAUUAGACAGAUAUUUGUAACACUGUUUUAUUUGAUUGCCUCUCAAUUAAGCAGAAAUUCCAGUAUAUUUAAUAUGGAAAUAGUAGACAAGUGAACACGACGAAUAAAGUUCUCUGCGUCCGAGCGCUGUCCUAGUAAAGUCAGUUUCUUCAAGUUUCAUUGUCAACCCACAGACAACUACCUGCUGAACAGCUUUACAUAGAUACUUCUGGUAACAUGUGCGUUUUCAAUUGUGUGUCAUAUAUUAAGCAAAGUCGAAACAUAAUAAUGGAGAUAUAAUCUGAGUGAACCUAACUGACGUUUCAGGGCAAAGUUGUAAACAGAAUUUAAUUACAAAUGUCGGCGGUGCAAAUUAAUCCGAAGAAGGUCGCAAUACCAAAUCGGAAAAUGUCAAUGUGUUUGUUGAAGUUUGCUAUUUCUUAGCGACGGCUAAAUGCAUCGUAAAACCUUCAGUACGUUACGCACUUAACUUAUAUUGGGUAAAGAGCUUUGGAUAGGAAAAUCACUCAAAAAACGGAAGCAUUCUGUAUUGUCGGUUUCUUUUCAUGUUCGAUGGUCCUUCUUACCAAAAGGCUAUAUCACGUGAGGAAUAAACGUUAGAUGUGUGGAGCUCCAGAAUGUUGGGAAAAUUAGUGCUAUUUAAAGUAAUUAACUAGCUUGAAAUUGACAGAUUUACUUAGAUUUACUUGGUACUUGUCAACCGGAAGACAACUAAUUCGUUUCCUUUAUUUUACAUUCCACAGUCACUGCAGAUAAGAUCAUGGCGGAAUAACUUUUCGAGUUACUUCCACAUCGUUCAGAAUAGGAUCGAUCACUAUACCAACCAGUGUCGCAUUUCACUCCGGGAAGGAAUUAUAAAGUUUACAUCCUUAUUGAUCCAUGAGGCUUUUAUUUCUAUGCUUGAAUGUUGGGUCACAGGUGAUAAGAUUCAUUUACUUUCGCAGGCUCGUACUCAGUAGCAGUGUACUUUCACAUUUUGGUACUGUUGUGUUACGAUCCUUUCAGUCAGCUUGUGAUAUUUGAUGCAUGCCAAUUGAAGUAAUUUUGACAGGCCAUCUAUCCUCUGUUUCCGGUAUCUGGGAACAUUCUCGUGGGCCUCAUAAAAACACUUCAGCCAAACGCGCAUCUCGAGGAGAGAAACGUGACUAAAUAGGCCUAUUCAAGAUUGGCUAGGUAUUUCUACGUCCAGCCACCAGCCACAGCGGUAUUCAUAUUCAGUAACACUAAAGAUAUUAUCAUUGUUUGUCUUCCAUUGAAAACUGGUUCAUUAUUGAGAGGCCUAGGAUUCUUGCCUUGGAGAUAAGAGACCACAAGUCUCUCGCAGCUUCCUUGGUUCUUUUCACGCUUUAAACGAAGGUUUGAUCCGACAGGAAGAGCCAAGGGAAAUUGUCGAUCGUGUGUAUUGGCGGCUCUAAAAGCAAUUUUCUUCGUGCGGCGGACCACGUUCACAAAAACGUGGAAAAGUCGCUUUUCGUUUCAAGAGAUCAACGUGAAGUGAAGGUCCCCAGAGACUUGCUUGCUCUCUUUGUUCGGGAAUAUUGUUGAUGAUCGGAUAAUUUUUAUGUUGACCGCCCACCGCUCACAACAAAUCUGCCCUGAGGCUUAUUGCUCUGUUUGUACGUGUGGUCUAAUUGUAUCGUUCGAAACUCUUGCGCCGAGCUUUGGUCACGUUUUGCGACUCUCUGGCCGUUGUUGCGAGGCUCAACGGAAGGGUUUUUGAAAAAUCUUGACCGAAGUUAAGGUGUUGACAGAAAUUUGCCACAUCAGUCUUCAUUAACACUAUUAUCUCGCCGAAAUUGAGCAAAGAGUGGGCCGUUCGUGAGUCUUGGUGGUUUCGCAUAACCGACCGAGUGUGUUACCACGACAAGAUUUAGAAAGCCCGAAGCGUUUUAGCUUCCACUGCUCUUCUAAUCGCUUCAAAAUGUAUCAGUCAGUGAAGCUAAGAGAGCUAAAUCCUUUCAUUACUUGCGGCAUUUGUAGUGGGUAUCUAAUCGACGCUACGACCAUCACAGAGUGCCUUCACACGUUUUGUAGAAGCUGCAUCGUAAAGCAUUUACAAGAUGAAAACUUUUGUCCAUCCUGCAAAAUUGUGAUUCAUCAAAGCUACCCCAUGAACUAUAUCAGCGCCGAUCGUACAAUGCAGGAAAUUGUGUACAAGCUUGUACCAGGCCUUCAAGAACGAGAGCUCCAAAGGCAGAAAGAAUUUGAAGUGGCCAUGUUUAUGUACCGCACGGGCGAACAACAAAACGAAUACAACGCCAUGAAUUUAACUAAAACACACGCUGACAAUCCAUCUCCAUCGUCAUCUUGUACAUCAAACGAGAAAGAAGAAAAUCAGGAUUACCACCGUGGGGAUGAACAAGUAGCUAUAUGCAUGGAAUGUUACAGAGCAAACGGAAAAUACUCCCUGAAGCCGUUACCUCGCAAGUACCUACGGCUAUCCUCACAAGCAACUGUGUUACAUCUCAAAAAAUUUCUCGCGAAGAAGUUGAGUCUGGACGACCACAAAGACGUGGAUAUUCUUUGCAAUGACGAAAUUCUUGGCAAGGACCACACGCUUAAGUUUAUUUGUGUCACGAGAUGGAGAUUUAAGGGCUGUCCCCUCUUACUUCAUUAUAGACCAAGUCUCAAGUUAUUUUAGUUCCAAUGCAUCGCAAACUGACGGAGAAUUUUCUUCACGCCUCCAUUCCGAGCGAACCGUCGCUUCUAAAUAUCUUCUGACAAGCAGUGGUGUGAACAGCUAUAAAUGAAGACAUGUUCCAAGACAGCGAGUACAGUAAAUUGACAGGCGCUAGCGCUUGACGGGCAAGCAGAGCUCUCAGUCUACUCGACCAGCAAACCACAGAAAAGGCGUAGCACAGCUAAAUCAAUGAUGAAUUUAUCUAUCGAUUUUAGAUCAAAUUUUAUUGCUGAGGUUUUCCAAAUGGAAAGUUUCAAAUUAUGAUCAUGACCUUGUCAUACGUAUUAUUACAGUAUUACGCAUCGUGUAUUCAUUGUAUCUUACUCGUUCAUGACAAAGUUGCGUGUUAAUGUGUUACUUCUUACGCCCGAGUCGACCGUGGAAAUUGACAGGAAUAAUUGCAUUUGAAAUUAUGGAAGUAAAUAUUUAUUGUACAUUAGACACGGUAGUCACUGUUCCGUGUUGCAUAAGACAAAAAGAAACAUAUUUUUCAGGA